AUGCGGCGGGGCGCGGCGCUGGCGCUGCUGGGGCUGCUGUGGGCGGCGGGCGGCGGGCAGGUGUACCGCCUGCGCCUGGCCGUGCCCGAGGGGCUGCCGCCGGGCACGCUGGUGGGCGACAUCCGCGCGGGGCUGCCGCCCGGCCCGCGCCCCCCGGAGCCGGGCGGCGGGUUCCUGCUGUCGGAGGAGUUGGCGGUGCUGGCCGACCUGGAGGUGGCGGCCGAGACGGGGCUGAUCCGCACGGCGCGGCGGCUGGACCGCGAGCGCCGGCCGGGCUACAGCUUCGCGGCGGCCACGCGGCGCGGCGCCGUGGUGCAGGUGGACAUCGCGGUGCUGGACGUGAACGACCACCCGCCGCGCUUCCCGCGGGCCCGCCUGCGCCUCGACGUGUCCGAGCUGAGCCCGCCCGGCAGCGCCUUCCGCCUGCCGCCCGCCAAGGACCCCGACGCCGGCGGCUUCGCCACGCAGGGCUACACGCUGCUGCCCGACGGGGAGGCCGAGGCGGAGGAGGAGGAGGGCCCCCUCUUCCAGCUGCGCUACGGCUCGCCGGGCUGCCCGUCGGAGCCGCUGGAGCUGGUGCUGCUGCGGUGCCUGGACCGCGAGCGGGAGGCUGGGCACCGGCUGCUGGUGGAGGCGUGGGACGGCGGGAGCCCACCGCUGCGCGGCUACCUGCGCCUGGACGUGCAGGUGCUGGACGAGAACGACAACAUGCCGCGCUUCGCGCAGCGGGAGUAUCGCGCCCACGUGCGGGAGGACGCGCCGCCCGGCACCGCCGUGUGCCGCCUGCAGGCCGCCGACCCCGACCUGGGCGCCAACGGCGAGGUGCGCUACGCCCUGGACCCGCGCCAUGGUGACCCUGAGGGCUACUUCGCGGUGGACGAGCGCACUGGGGUGCUGCGCCUGCAGCGCCCGCUGGACCGCGAGGCCCGAGCGCUGCAUCACCUGGUGGUGCAGGCGCGGGAUGGCGGCACCCCACCUGAGGCUGCCAGCGCCCUGGUGAGUGUGGUUGUGCUGGACGUGAAUGACAACGCGCCUGCCAUCCGCCUGCUCUUCCUCACUGAGACCGGCAGGCCGCAGCUGUCCGAGGGGGCUCGGCCUGGUGACUAUGUGGCGCGGGUGACAGUGUCCGACCCUGACAAGGCGGGCGCAGGCAGCACGGCGCUUGCAUUGGAGGAUGGAAGUGAUGGGGCCUUUGUGCUGCGGCCUGGUGGCCGUCCCGACCUCUACUGGCUCUGUGUGCAGGGCCCACUGGACCGUGAGCGCCAGGCCCUGUAUGAACUGCACCUGGUGGCUACAGAUGGUGGGCAGCCGCCACGCUCCACCCGUCGCGCGCUGCGCCUGCAGGUGGCCGACCUCAACGACGAGGCGCCCACCUUCGCGCAACCCCACUAUAGUGUCACUGUCUCUGAGGCUGCCAUGCCCGGCACUGCCGUGCUUCACCUCAGCACCACCGAUGCUGAUGAGCCCGGCUCACCCAAUGCUCAGGUGCGCUAUGCUUUGGAGGAAGUGGAUGGCCCAGGCACACCAUCAGCACUGGAGCUGUUCACCAUUGACCCGCUGAGUGGUGUGUUCAGCACCCGGUGCCUGCUGGACCGUGAGCAGCAGGCAGUGCUGGAACUGCGUGUUGUGGCCCGGGACCUGGGCAAGCCACCGCUGUCCUCUUCCUGCCUUGUUAACAUCCGCCUGGAGGAUGUCAACGAUAAUGAGCCUGUCUUCGAGCGGCAGGUGUACAACACCAGCCUGGCCGAGCAUGCUGGGCCAGGCCACUGCCUCCUCCAGGUCAAGGCAACAGAUGCAGAUACAGGCCAAUUUGGUGAAAUAGAGUAUUUUCUUUAUGAUGGGUUCCAUAAUUAUGAAAAAUCUAAAGCAUUUCAGGUAGACCCAAGUACUGGUCACAUCUGUGUAUCUCAAGACAUUGAUAGGGAAGAGGAUCCAGUCACUUACGAUCUCUUGGUGAAAGCGACAGAUGGGGGUGGAUUAAGUGCCCAAGCUUUUGUUCGCAUUGAGAUUGAAGACAUUAAUGAUAAUCAACCUAUCUUCAACCCAGAAACCUAUCUGACAAGCAUUAGUAGUCAUACACUGCCAGGAACAGAAAUCACAAACGUCAUUGCCACAGACAGGGAUUCUGGUAUAUAUGGCAGUGUGACAUAUGAGCUUGUUCCAGGCAACUUUUCAUCACUUUUCACAGUGGAUACUUCUACAGGAAUUAUUUAUUUAAUAUCAUCUCUCAGCCAUUUGGAUCAUACUGUGGUGUUUUUGAAUGUUUCUGCACGGGAUGGUGGUGGCCUUACCUCUGUCAUUAAUGCAGCCAUCAAAAUAAACAUCCUUCAGACAACUUUGGCACCCGCUAUUUUUGAGAAGCCACGGUAUGCCUUUUUGGUUCCUGAAGAUGUCCCUGAAGACACUCCUGUUGGAACUGUAAAGGCAAGAGCACCUACAAAUUCUUUAGAAGUGAUCUCUUACAGAAUUUCCUCUGGUGACCCUGAUGGAAGAUUUUAUAUUGACCCACAGUUUGGUAUCAUUCGCACCAAAAAAAAGCUGGACCACGAAGCUCAGGCUGUCAUGGUGCUCACAGUCCAGUCUCAGUUGGGUAGUUCUCUUGUCUACAGUAGCACCCAAGUCAAUAUAUCUGUGAUUGAUGUCAAUGACAACCACCCAGUAUUUCUUACAGGGUCUGACAAAAUAAUUAUAUCACAGAGCACACCACCUGGCACAGCUCUGUACAUUGCUCAUGCAGAUGAUAAAGACAGUGAGCUAAAUGGCCUAGUCAAAUAUAAUAUUGCAAGCAAGCAGUCCAAUACAUUUAACAUUGAUCCAAGCCUUGGGGUGGUGUACCUCACAAAAACCCUGUCUGCAGAUAAGCAAAAAGAGUACACUCUGCCCAUAGCAGCUGAAGACCAUGGAAGUCCUCCUUUGAUUUCUCUUUUAACACUGACAGUGAUUGUUGAAGAGCAAAAGAUGAGCUCGAUUUUGACUUUUGAAAACUUGAUAUAUCAAGUGGAAAUCAGAGAGACAUCUUCCCUAGAUACCAAAAUUCUCCAAGUUCAAGCCCAUGCACUAGAUCCAGAGCACACUGCCUUCACAAUGAUAUAUUCCCUAGAGCCUAGCACAGACUCUGCUGCAUUUCGAAUCAACCCUGAAACUGGCUGGAUUUACCUCCGGAAACAUCUAAACUAUGAAUCUACACAGAUGUACAGUUUUAGAGCCCUUGUCAGCAGCCCAGAGGACAGCUCAAGGCAAAAUGCAAGCACGUCCGUGAUAGUUAAUGUUGUGGAUGAAAAUGACAAUUCCCCCAUGUUCUUGCAUGAUAUCUAUUUUUUGGAAAUUGAAGAAAGUCCAGUUCCCCGAGGGGUGGUUGGCAUCUUCACAGCGAUUGACAGAGACUCUGGAAGAAAUGGACAACUUUCCUAUUUCCUUUUGUCUGAUGGAAAAUAUUUUAAAAUUAAUUCCAAUACAGGUGAAAUUACAAAUGGUGUUGCAUUAGAUCAUGAACAACAAGCCCAUCACCAAUUGGUCAUACUAGUGACAGACCAUGGAGUUCCACGACUUAAUGCCACAACAACCAUAUAUAUCUCAGUUACUGACAUCAAUGAUAAUCAGCCUAUCUUUCCUCAGAUCCCAUCUGGAAAAGAGCUAGAUAUCAAGGUUUUGGAAGGACAACCAGGAGGCAUGCUUGUCACCACUAUGUUUGCAAAGGACCUUGAUUCGGGAAACAAUGGUAUAGUGUUAUUUUCAAUAGCACCAGAAGAGAAUUUAGGUCCCUUCCAGAUUGAUGCCAACAAUGGUGAGUUAAGGACAACUGAAUCUCUUUCAUAUAAUCAGAGAUCUAAAUACAGAAUAAUUGUCACUGCAAGUGACCAAGGAAUGCCUCCCCUUCAAGGACACGCAACUCUUAACAUUCAGGUAAUCCCACUUCCCAAAGGGAGUUCUAUCUUUUAUCAAGAUAUCAAGCACUUCAUCAUACCUGAAAAUUUUAAGCCUGCACAAGUGUUGAGUUCUAUAAAGUUGGCUGGUCAUCGUCCACAAGCCAAUAGAAAACAGCAUUUUAGUAUUGCUGAAGAAGAUGACAAUGUUCAUUUUGAAAUAGAUAGUUCAACAGGGGAGCUCUUUCUUUCCAAGGAACUUGACUAUGAAACAGUUUCUCACUUCCUUCUGAGGGUUGUUGUGAAGGAUUGUAAUAAGAAUCCUCCACAAAACAAUUCUGUUUUCCUCAAUAUUGAUGUAGAAGAUAAAAAUGACCACUCCCCUUAUUUCCAAGAGGAUUUCAUAGUGAUUGGCAUAGAGGAAAAUGUACCUGUUGGCACCUUAGUAUACACAUUCAAUGCAAAAGAUGGAGACGGCAGUUUUCUGAACAGCAAAGUAUGGUAUUCCAUUAAAAUGACUGACUCUGGUGAAAAUCCAUUUCUCAUCAAUCCUUCAUAUGGCACCUUGAUCACAGCAGUUCCGUUAGAUAGAGAAGUCACUCGUUCUGUGGUCCUGACAGUGUCUGCAGCAGAUCAGGCAGUAAACUUGACAGAUCGCAGACUUGGAUCCCAGACAGCAAAAAUUGUCAUUUUAGACAUCAAUGACAACCGUCCCAGUUUUGUGUCUUCUCCUCUUGCUUAUGUCAUGGAGGAUGCAGAGAUAGGCUCUCUGGUGCAUCACAUAAUUGCAGAGGAUCCAGAUGAAGGAAGCAAUGGACAAAUUGCGUAUCAUAUUCUAUCAGGCAAUGAAAACAACGUAUUUAUGCUAGAUAAAAUCACAGGAGUACUAAUCAUAGCUAUUCCUUUGGAUCAUGAGAUUCAAGAUUACUAUAAUUUGACAAUUAUGGCUCUUGAUGAUGGCACACCAGCACUCUCUGCGACACAGAUUGUGACUAUAAUGAUUCUUGAUGUGAAUGAUGAGAGACCACAGUUCCAAAGGCAACUGUAUGAAGCUAUAGUCUGUGAAAACAAAGAUCCAGGGGAAUUUGUCAUUAAGGUGGAAGCAGUAGACAGAGAUUCAGGAAUAAAUUCCCUGCUGCAAUAUGAAAUAUUACCAGGAACAGGAUAUGAAAAUUUCAGGAUAAACUCAGAUACCGGAGAGGUGAUGACAACUGUAUCACUUGACAGGGAGUCACAAGAGAUUUUCAGUAUUAAAGUGUUGGUUCGAGACAGUGGAAUGCCUUCUUUAUCCAGCACAGCAGCUAUUGUCUGCAAGGUAUUAGAUGAAAAUGACUAUACUCCGGAGUUUCUUCUUCCUGUCUCUGAAAUGCAAAUUCCAGAAAACCAAGAACCUACCGUAGUUCACACAGCAUUGGCUGCAGACAUGGAUACUGGCAAUAAUGGAACUUUGAGAUACCAAAUAAUUGGUGGAAAUUUUGGGGAAUACUUCACUCUAAAUGAUACUUCAGGAAAACUCUUGGCCACUCGUAGCUUAGACAGAGAGGAUGCCAACAACUUUACCCUUAUUAUUGAGUGCCGUGACUUGGGCAUCCCGCUAAGAAGCUCUACAACACAGCUGCAGAUUACAGUACUGGAUGAAAAUGAUAACAGUCCUAUAUUUGCAAAGCGCCAUUAUCAAACCUCUAUAAGAGAAGACCUUGAAGAAGGAUCAGUAAUUCUUGAGCUGUUUGCUUCUGAUGAAGAUGAUGGCCUGAAUGGUGAGGUUGUAUACUCUCUCAUUGAUGACACCCUUGGAGCAUUUGCUAUUAAUAGUGCAACUGGUGCUGUAAUAACAACAAAAGCCCUGGAUCGGGAGACCAGAUCUCAGUAUACAUUCAGAGCUGUGGCAAGUGACUGUAGCAUCCAGGGACCAAGAAGUACUACUACCAAUAUUAUGGUGUACGUUGACGAUAUUAAUGACAAUGAUCCAGUUGUUCUACAGAACCCUUACAUGGCUUAUGUGUCUGCUGAAACCUCUGUGAAUCAGACAGUAGUCACUGUGAGAGCAGAGGACAUGGAUCUGGGGCCAAAUGGAACUGUAGUUUUUAGUUUUAUGGUACCAGAACCUAUGUUUCAGAUUGACAUGAAGACAGGAGAGGUUACUCUUCAAGAGCCUAUGCCUUCUGAAGGCUUCACUACCCACCUUUUUGUAAUGGCUUCAGAUCAAGGUUUCCCACCGAGGACAGCUACAGCUCUCUUGUCUGUCUCUACAAGGGAACAAGAGGAGGAGAUUUCAUUUAGUCAAAGACUAUAUGAAAUAACUGUGCCUGAAAAUAGUGAAGCAGGUACCUCACUUUUGACUGUAGAAGCUUAUGACGAUAAUUCAACAGGAGAAAGCAUAAAAUACAGGCUCUUCAAUGAUAAUGAAAAUGUUUUCUCCUUAGACCCCAAGACAGGUGAACUUAGACUGAAAGAGCCGAAGUUUCUUGAUUAUGAAAUCAAAAGCAAAAUACAUCUUACAGUUUUGGCUGGAAAUGGCUUGACUUCAGCACUUUGUGGCAUAACAGUUUUGAUACAAGAUGUGAAUGAUAAUGCCCCUAAAUUUGAACAAAGCUAUUACAAAACAUCAGUGUGGGAAGGCCAAAUCUACAGUACAUACAUCAUGCAGAUUUUUGCAACUGACCUCGACAGUGGGCUAAAUGGAGAAAUUGAAUAUUCAGUUGUAUCUGGUAAUGAAAACAAACUGUUUCUUAUUGAUUCAGCACAAGGGAUUUUAGCAGCGAAUGCAAUCCUGAAUUAUGAAGACAUUUCAUCAUAUAGGUUGGUUGUACAAGCCACUGACAAAGGAAACCCCAGACUUUCUGCUACAUGUAUAGUAACAAUACAGGUGGUGGACAUUAAUGACAAUGCCCCAGUUAUCCAGGCACCAGGCAAAGUACAGGUAUCUGAAAAUGCCCCACUUGGUUUCUCUGUUACUCGGGUAUUAGCAAGUGAUAUGGAUUUAAGCCCAGCUCUUCUCUAUAGUUUUAGUGACAAUGCUAAUCCUGCAAUUAAGUUUGCUAUCAAUCAGUACACUGGAGUAAUCACACUUGUGGAGCCAUUGGAUUUUGAAGAAGCUGCUCAUCAUGAGUUGUGGAUCAGAGUUUCAGAUUCCAUAUAUGAAACAGAAGCACAGCUCACUAUUAAUAUUUUGGAUGUCAAUGAUAAUCCACCAGUGUUUACUCAGGACUCAUACCAGGUAACAGUACCUGAACUCACACCUGCAAAUACCACUGUUUUGACGAUCUCUGCUAUAGACAGAGAUUCAGAGCACAAUGGAAUUAUUUGCUACAAAAUUCUGUCUUCUGAUGAGGGAUUUUCAAUUGAUUACAAAAAUGGCUCAAUAUUCACUAUCCAACCAGUGACAUUCUCAGGCAAAAAUUCAGCUAUUCAGCUUCUUAUUGAAGCCAAAGACAAUGGAAACCCUGCUUUGACAGCUGUUACUUCCGUGGAGAUACAGGUACAGGAUGUAAAUAACUAUGCUCCUCAGUUUACCAUGGUACUAUAUAAUCUCAGCGUGAGUGAAGAUGCCACAGUUGGAAAAACACUUCUUACAUUUUCAGCCAUUGACUAUGAUUGGGAGCAUGACAAUGCAUAUAUUGAAUAUUCUGUUAUCAGUGGCAAUGCUGAUAAUCAAUUCCAUGUGGAAACAAGUGUCAGUAAAUCAGAAACAUCUUACAAGCUGGUUGGAAAUCUUGUUUUGAGCAGGAGACUGGAUAGGGAAACAGCUUCUUCUCACAGUUUGGUCAUUCUUGCAUUUGACCAUGGAAUACCUUCUUUGAAAUCUACUGCUACUGUAUUGAUAACUGUACUGGAUAUUAAUGAUAAUCCUCCAAUAUUUAGUAGUCUGGAGUAUCACAUUCAAGUCAAAGAAAGUAUCCCAAUAGGUAGUCAUAUUAUUAUGGUCUCAGCCAAUGACUCAGAUGCAGGAACCAAUGCUGAAAUCACUUAUAACAUAAUCUCUGGAAAUGAGAAAGGCCUCUUUCGAUUAGAUGGAAAAACUGGCUCUGUAGAUUUGAUCAGAAGCUUGGAUUAUGAGGAUACUAUGAAAUUCACAUUGAUUGUUCUAGCCUCUGAUGGAGGUAUCAGUGUAAAAAAUGUGGCUUUUUCGGUUCUUUUCCUUAAAGUCCUGGAUGACAAUGAUUAUGCCCCACUGUUUUUGUUUCCAAAUCUGAACUGUGUUAUCAGUGAAAAUCUUCCUCCCUUUUCUUCUGUGUGCACAGUUAAUGCACUGGAUUUUGAUACAGGUCCCUAUGGACAUCUUUCUUACUCCAUCCAGUCUUCAUGUUUGAGCAAUCGUGGAAUACCUCGAGAUCAUGACAUGUUUUUCAUAGAUCCUUUGACAGGAGAUAUCCAUACAAAACAAGUACUUGACUAUGAAAGUCAAAAUAAAUACUGUUUCAUAGCCCAGGCAAAAGACAAAGGUUACUCAAUAGCUACCCUAACAGUUCAGGUGGAUGUUGACGGGACAGAUGAGUUUGAUCCUGUUUUUACCCAAAAUCAAUAUUUUUUUGAUCUUCCUGAAAAAAAUGAAGCAGGUCAAUUGGUUGGCAAAGUGGUAGCAUCAGAUAAUGAUGGCGGACUGGAUGGAAUUAUUCAUUAUUCUCUGCUGAAGUUUUCUCAGUUCUUUUCUGUGAAUCAGACUAAUGGAAAUAUUUACUUGACUAGAACACUUCACCGAAAGAAAAGCAAUAACCAAAGGAAAGAUGGCACCCUUGAAUUCUUAAUAAGAGCACACAGCCCAAAACUUGGCUCUAAGUCUACCGUAUGUAGUGUAUUAGUAAAUGUUUCCAACUCUCCUGAGAGCUAUUCUGUAGUAUCUGCAUACAGCCUGUCUGUUAGCCUUACUGUCUCCUUUGUGGUAUUCCUGCUUCUUACCAUCAGUCUUAUUGCACUUAUUCUGAGAUACAAACGAAAAGACAUGAUGAAGUCCUGCAUGAGAAAAGAAACAUCAUCUUCAUCAGCUGCUGAUUUUAAUUUGAGCAGUGAAGAUAAGCUGUAUAAGGACUGCCAGAAAAUACAGGAAACUGAGAGAAGUAUACUUCCUAUGGGUUCAAUAACGGAAUGGCUGAGUUUGGUAGGCAUCAGAGAAAAGAAGGAUAUUGGUAAUCCCUGCAGGCACUCAGACUCAAGUGGCCAUGGUUCAGCAGAAGGGGUAACUGCUGAAGAUGAGGAAAUCAAAAGGAUUAAUGAACACCCUUUUCGAGUGAGUUCUGGCUCAGCCUUAAGUGAACGAGGAUCACGUGUGCCAGACUCAGGAAUUCCAAGGGAUUCUGACCAACUGUCCUGUCAAUCUGGAGAAACUGAUGUAGUGGCUGCCACUCACAGUGCAGAGAGCAUCCAAUCCAACAAGGAUGAAGGUGGCAGAGAAUGCUGUGACACAAACUGUACCCAUAAGAAAAUGGUGUCUCAAACUCUUACAAAAAUAGGGAUACAAGAGAAACACAUAAUGACAGAUGUUACAAGAGAAUAUAUCUUCAUCUCCGGUCAUCAGGACUCCCAAUGUGGAUCGCUUGCGACCCUUGUAGCCUCUGAUGAGGAUCUCCAAGGCAGUAAUAACUGGGAUUACUUGCUCAGUUGGGAGCCCAGAUUUCAGCCUCUUGCCUCUGUGUUUAAUGAUAUUGCAAAACUGAAAGAUGAAAAUUUACAAAUUCAUAGCUUUCCCAAUGAGAAGAAAUCUUUUAUUUUCCCACCUCCCUUGAUCACAUCAGUAGCUCAGCCUGGCAUAAGGACAGUACCACCGCGAAUGCCAAAUAUAAUACCAGGGCAGACAUUUAAAAACUAUCCUCGCUCUCCUGUUCUCCUCCAUAAUAUUAAAUGCCCUGCACCAGCUAUGACCACCAGUUUUUCUCCUUCUGUUUCUUUACUCACCAUGCAGACUCCUGCAAUUUCUCCAGUAGCGUCAGAUGUAGAACUGAUUGAAAUAUGUCUGACUGGGCCAACUCAUGAAUUUGCAGGAGAGGAAGAAGUUCAAGUGUAGAUUAUCAAUCACUGAUAAGAUAUGAAAGGGACAUCUGGCUUAAAGUAUGCUUUGCUACUGCUUAGCAAGCAAAACAUGCAUGUCAGCUAUAUCAUCCAUAUUUUCAUUCUGUUUUUAUGAUAUAAAAUGUAAUAGGUAAUUUAGUUUUCAAUUUUCUACCUACUUACCCUGUUCUUUGAAAAUAUACUCUAGACCUGUAAGGUUUUCCCCUUACCUAUCUUAUUCCAUCUCUCAAUUUCCAUGGUUUCUGAAGCAGGUACAUAUACCUAAGUAUCAUAUACUGAGUUUGACUGACUACAUUGUUUUAUCAGGAGAGAGCUCUGUAACGGUUUAUUGUAAUUAAUUAUUUGUUGUGGAAGAUCUUAAUUUCAAAUGCUGGUUACUGGUCAGGGUUCCAUUUAAUACAUAUACUCUGGGUUAAGAUUUGACUGUAGACCUAGCUGUAGAUCUUUGCCACUAGAAAGGAGACUCUGCCAGCUACCUGCAGACUCCAUUUGUGUAAAGGAAUCACACUUGAUUGAGGGUUGAUUUAGGAGCUUCUUUGUUGCCCUCUCUUUGCUCUUAGGAAUGUUCCCAAGAAGCCACUAUAUCUGACUGGAAAUGUGGCUACUUGAUCAUCCCCUUGGGGAUAUGGGAAACAAGUGUAAAAUAAAAUCAGUCUACUUCCUCUGAAUUCUGUCAGAAGGUGACUUGGUCCCAUUAAGCACUGGGACUGAAAAAGUAUAAAGGUCCCAUAAAGUCAUCUGUGCUGCCUCGCUUCGCAUGUGAGCUUGUUACAAGUACCAAAUACACAGCACAUUUUGAAUAUGUAUGUGUACCCAGACAUACACACACGUACACAUGCCUCUUGUGUUUAUGUGUGUAUACUGGAUCAAACUAACCAAAAUAUAUACAAAGUAGUUCUACACUGACAUCUAGUUCCCUCAAUGUAUAUAAAAAAGUCAUCGGUACUUAUUUUGCAUCACAUUAAAUAAAAGUGAAAUACAGGAAAUAACUGUACAAAUACAUGACCUGUAAAGUACAUGACUGGCAUAAUCCUGUCAAGGUGUCCAGUCUUUUGGGAUCAGCAGAUAUAUCAUGUGUUAUGAUUUUUCAAUGGUUUUGCCCAGAAUCACACAAAUGUGGAUUCUUUCUGCAUACAAAUGGAGCCGUUCAUAAAUUACCUAUAAACAAAGUACUGUUGUAUGUCUACACUCCAGAAAUAGCCACGGUAGUUUUAAAUGAAGUUCUACACAAACCAAUUUACCCUUCAUCUUGUCACAGUAAAUUAGCCUAUAUGGAGACCAUACUGGCUAGACUGCUUCUAAAAGCCAACUAGAAACCAACUUAGUUUUGGAAUCUCUAUGCUAUACGGCAACAAGUAGUAUAGAUAUACUGUAAGAGUUUGUGGGCAACAACAAAUGUUUACAAAAAAAAAAAAAUCAGAAUCAGCCAAAGCCUAUGCCAGGAAUGGGGAAGCAAAGGAAAAGAGUCACUUCAAAUUAGUAUCUGAACAUGGGCCAUUAUCUGAGAAUGAUUUGGGUCAUUAGAUUGGCCACCUCAGGGUUACAUCCUUAGAUUUCUUUCUAAGGACGGCAGAGUAUAUUUUUCCAUUUUGCAUUGUCACAAGAUGCAUGUCUGGUUAUUGACAUUUCAAGGUUAAUUUAUGAACUUUCACACCAAAUAGUUUUGGCUUUUGCUUGGUACUGUAGUUACUUUUUGCAACCAACUCGGCAAAAUUAAUUUAUGAACUGUGUAUCAAUGGAAAUGUAUGUACAUAAAAACUAAGCAAAACUAAAUGUUAUGCUAACAACCUAUGUAACUGCAUAGCUAAAAUAAGAUAAUAUUUUAAAAUUAAUUUUAUAUAUUUUUCUACUAUAGUUUAAAAGUUAUCCACAUAAACAUAUCUUUUGCCUGUUAAGAUUAAAAUGUCUGCUACCUGUCUAGUUUGAUUUUGUUACAUCAAGCAAUUGCUAUUAUAAUGAAAUAUGUUCAUUUUGGGGUUCAGUUAUAUAGAGUAACAGUUUCAGGAGAUUUUAAUGUUACAUCUUGCUGCAUUAUCUGUAUGCUCAACUGUUUAAUUAAUAUUACUUUAAAUCCCCAAACUCACAAUAGCCCUGAAGAGGGAGGAGUGAACAUUUUAAUUCACAUUCUGGAAGCCAUCUCCAGGCAUGGAUGGUCAAUGGGAAAAUAAACAUUUUAUUCAGCGUGUAUGUGUUUGAACAUUCACAUUAGAAAAUAUGAAGUGAAAGCUAAGAAGACAGUAUUACCUAGAUACUUAGGCUGUAGAAAUUUUUCUUUGCUACUAGCACUGUUGCUGCUGGAAUAAGAUUAACUCCAGAAAUCUUCAAAAAAGCUAGUGAAAUUCAGGUAGGGCACUAGUUUAGCUGAACAACCAGCAGGAGUGUAUGUGGAAAAAUGAAUUAACUGAUAAAGUCUAAAACAAAUUUGGAUACCCAGAGCACAUCAGUAAGCAUGCCAGAUUGAUUGACAGAGAUAUGAAAGAUUUCUCUUAUGCAUAGUGACAGUUGGUGGUAUACAUAGAAAUAGGUAGACAAGUCAAAAUGUGAAAGAUAGAUAUGAAGUCCUGAAUCUAGGAAGACACAGUACAACUGAAACAGAUCAGAGAAAUAAAAAGCAGAAAUGCUCUGUUGAUUUGAUUGUGAAUCUAAACAGACUCUCCAGUGCACCAUGUUUAAUAGCAUUCCACUCAAAAUAUUACCUCUACUGAGCUGCUUUAUGCUAGAUUGCUGUCAUUAUCAGUCAUGCAUGUGCAAUUGAAAAUUCUGUGUUUUGUUACAUUGAAUGAAACCAGUAUGGCAGUAUAGUAAAUGAUUGGGCAAUAUAUUCAUAAUAGCUCCCAGGUGAAUCUAUAAGGAGAUAGUACACCACACUGCAUACUUCCAGCCGCAUAGGCAAAUGUUGCUACAAACUGUACCCUAGGGUAAACAGCUUCAAUAAUGUGCAUGGUGUCAAUGUAACAACUAUAUAAAGAAAUCUUAGCACCCCCCCACAACAUGUGAAAGGUAAAGGCACGAUGGGGUCUAAUGCAUGGUCCACAAAAUCGUGCCUCCUGCCAUGCCACACAUCCAGAGGGAGCCCGAUCCUGCGGUGCCCUGCUGGGAUCCAGAGUCUGCAGCUACCCUGUGCCGCUGGGGUUGAGAGUCCCCUCAGUUGUGGAACUCCCAGUCCUGGCUGUGCAUGGGGCACCCCUGCAGCUGGGAGCCUGGUCAGCUGCAACCUCCCAGCUGCAGAGGCAGAUGCUGUUACACAUGCAAAUUAAAGCUGAAUAACAACAACCUGUAAAGUUAAUACACCUUUUCCAGCAAUGAUUUUAUAACUGUUUGGAGCUUUUUAUGGCGUGAUAGUUAAUUUGCACAUGUAGCUGGUCUAAAUUAAUUGUGCAGUUAACCAGAUAAUUGCAUCAUAGAUGUAGCAUGCAGUGGUAGGGCUUAUAUUAAUUUAACCACUAGUUGAUUCCACAGGGCCUACAGCACCUACAGUUUCCCAAUGACCUCAUAGCUUGAGAGUUGUCUCAAGAGCAGGUUUAAUUUGCUCCUUUUAAAACCUUUCUUAUAGUAAAGGACAUAAUAAGUUAUAGGUUUGGUCCCAACUAUGGCACUUUGUUUUCAGAAUUCAUGCCACAUGCCACUUUUCCUACAUUUCACCUGAAAAAUGAGCAAACCAAUUAUCUCGUCCUUGUAGUGCCUUCCUUUUUUCCUCAGGAACAGCUUUUUCAAUGCCUUUUUGAAAGGAUUCAAUACUGCUUACAUCCUCUUUGUCAUAUGCAUGCUGCACUCAAGAGAUAACAGGUCCAAGAUAUUUUGUGCUUCAUUGAAUUUUUCCAGUGACCUUUUCUUUGUAAUUUAUACCUUUAUUAAUAUUAUAUCUAAGACAGAACAACAUUACGCUAAGAUACUGCUGUCUCAUGUAUGGUUGAGCUUAAGAACUUGAACAUAGAAUGCAAGUGUCUGCAAUAAAUCUUGUAUCAGUUCUUUUAACAUAACUGUUUUCUUCCUAAGUAAACAGUAUAAUUUGUAUAAUUUAUCAUGAGUUUACUAUUAAACUUGCCUCAAACAA
Molecule: messenger RNA, 13920 nt
Organism: Alligator mississippiensis (American alligator)
Lineage: Eukaryota; Metazoa; Chordata; Crocodylia; Alligatoridae
Gene: DCHS2
Product: dachsous cadherin-related 2
Exons: 20
Coding region: 1-9861 (3286 amino acids)
Biological process (GO): homophilic cell-cell adhesion
Cellular component (GO): plasma membrane
Molecular function (GO): calcium ion binding
Source: RefSeq, a predicted model, not a curated record